Molecule: messenger RNA, 1563 nt
Organism: Penicillium malachiteum
Lineage: Eukaryota; Fungi; Ascomycota; Eurotiomycetes; Eurotiales; Aspergillaceae
Product: putative GABA permease
Exons: 4
Coding region: 1-1563 (520 amino acids)
Biological process (GO): transmembrane transport
Cellular component (GO): membrane
Molecular function (GO): transmembrane transporter activity
Source: RefSeq, a predicted model, not a curated record
AUGGAUAUAGAAGAUCCAUACCACAAUAAAGAAGGGGUCGAGGGGACCGCCGUUGAUGAUAAUGACAUGCAACGGAUGGGAAAAGUUCAAGAAUUCAAGCGAAACCUCCGACCCGUGGCGGCUCUGAGUUUUGCUUCAGUAUUGCAAGCAACCUGGGAGUUUAUUCUCCUUUCAGACUAUGAGGGACUAGAGGAUGGAGGACUCCCUGGAAUGUUCUGGUCUUAUAUUUGGACUUUCAUUGGAUUCGGCUUCAUCAUUGCCUCUAUCUCUGAAAUGGCCUCUAUGGCCCCAACAUCUGGUGGACAGUAUCACUGGGUCUCUGAAUUCUCAUCACCUCGAUACCAAAAGUUCAUGAGUUACAUUACUGGAUGGAUGUCAGUACUUGCAUGGCAAGCUGGAACCGCGUCAGGAUCCUUUCUGACUGGAACCAUCAUCCAGGGUUUGAUCAGUGUCCGAAACCCAGACUACAAUGCUGAAGGCUGGCAAGGAACAUUGCUUGUUUUUGCCAUGGUUUUGGUAAUCUACGUUUUCAACGUUUACGCCUCUGACUUGAUGCCUAUUCUGAAUAACCUCCUCAUGAUUCUUCACAUUCUAUCGUGGGCAAUCAUUCUCAUUGUCCUGUGGGCAAUGGCACCUCACAGAUCAGCAGAAGAAGUUUUUGUUACCGGAUGGGAAAGCUAUGGAGGGUGGUCUAAUAUGGGAUUGGCCGUGAUGGUGGGCCAAAUCUCGGCUAUCUACGGAUCUCUGAGCUCUGAUGCAGCUGCACACAUGUCAGAGGAGGUGAAGGAUGCCGGUCGGUAUGUUCCUAUCGCUAUUGCGUGGGGAUACUUCAGCAAUGGUAUCAUGGCUGUCAUCCUGCUGAUUGCCUACCUUUUCGCCACUCCGUCUGUGAAGGCCUCUCUUGACGACGAUACCGGCUUCCCAUUUCUCUAUAUCUUCAAACAGGCCGUAUCUACGGCUGGAGUGAAUGGACUGACAUCAAUCAUUUUGGUGCCAGUCAUCUUCAGUAACAUUUUCUUCAAUAUGGCUACUUCUCGCCAAACCUGGGCCUUUGCUCGCGACCGGGGUCUGCCUUUCUCAAAUUGGAUUGGCAAGGUGGAUGAAAAGAGGAAGAUCCCCACUAAUGCGAUCAUUCUAUCGUGCAUUAUUAGCUGUGCUCUUUCCCUUAUCAACAUCGGAUCGGAGACUGCAUUCAACGCGAUCAUCUCCCUCAACGUGGCGGCAUUGAUGUAUACAUAUAUCAUCUCUAUUGCCUGUGUUAUCUAUCGCAAGAUCUGGCAUCCAGAGACACUUCCAGUUGCUCGAUGGAGCAUGGGUAAGUGGAGCCUGCCUGUUAACAUCAUCGGGCUACUGUAUUGCAUCUUUGCACUUUUCUGGUCAUUGUGGCCCACCGAGGUUCCAGUGACUGCAGCCAACUUCAACUGGAGCGUUGUGAUAUUUGUUGUUGUUUUCAUUAUCAGUUUAGUGAUGUAUGUUUUCAAGGGGCGGAAGGAAUAUGUUGGACCGGCAGCUAUUAUCCAGACCUCGGGAGCAUUUGAGCCUGAGGUAGAAAGUCGAAUAUAG